AUUCCUUGGAUGUUAGCAUAAAAAGAUGAUUGGGUCCCAAGGGAAGUUGCCCCAUUUAUAUGGCUUAAUCAAGAGGCACCCAAUCACCAGUCGUCGAGUCACCAAGUCUGAAGCCGUGUCAUCAUCAAGCUCUUCAGCAAAGAGUAGGUCCUUGCAAGAUCUAAGAACUCCCCUUCUUGUAACUGAUGAACCACAUGAAAUGCAUCAGCAGAAUAGAGAGGAAAUUUCAGAUUCUGUGUCAGUAUCAUCUAGGUCUCUGACUGAGUCUGAAAGGCAGAGUGAUGUAGGUGAUGACUAUGAUUCAGGGCCAAAGAAGACGGGGAGGAGAGCAAGGCUGAUAAAUUUGACGAAGAAAAUGGGAGAGAAGUUCGAAGAGAAGAAGCGUCACAUUGAAGAAAGGGGUAGGCACUUUGUUGAGAAAAUGAGAGGACCUUUGAGACCAAUAGAAACGUCCAACUCAUCAUUCUUUGUAUGUGGUUAUUGCCAUGCUCUGAUUCAAUUACUUUUGUUCAUAAAUACAAAUGUUUAA
Messenger RNA from Hibiscus syriacus, 529 nucleotides. RefSeq lists its product as uncharacterized. Bases 26 to 529 code for a protein of 167 amino acids. NCBI's taxonomy places the organism in Eukaryota, Viridiplantae, Streptophyta, Magnoliopsida, Malvales, Malvaceae. The record is from RefSeq and is a predicted model, not a curated record. The transcript has a single exon.